UAAAAACUUCAGUCUCAGUUAUCGAGAGGAGAAAUGGCGCAGAAAGGAGUUCAGCUGGACCAGGAAACCUUUUCUUGUUCCAUGUGUUUGGAGGUUUUAAAGGAUCCGGUGACUAUUCCCUGUGGACACAGUUACUGUAUGAACUGUAUUAAAAACUACUGGGAUGAAGGAGAGAAGAAAAUCCCCAGCUGUCCUCUGUGUAGAGAGACUUUCACUCAGAGGCCGGUGCUGGUGAAAAACACCAUGUUAGCAGCUUUAGUGGAGGAGAUGAAGAAGACUGGACUCCAAGCUGCUCCUGCUGAUCACUGCUAUGCUGGACCUGAAGAUGUGGCCUGUGAUUUCUGCUCUGGGAGAAAACUGAAAGCCGUCAAGUCCUGUUUAGUCUGUCUGGCCUCUUACUGCGAGAAACACCUUCAACCUCAUUAUGAUGUGGCUCCAUUAAAGAAACACAAGCUGGUGGAUCCCUCCAAGAACUUGCAGUACAUCUGCCCCCGUCAUGGUGAGGUGAUGAAGAUGUUCUGUCGUACUGAUGAGAAGUGUAUCUGUUAUCUCUGCUCUGUGGAGGAACAUAAAGGCCACGACACAGUCUCAGCUGCAGCAGAAAGGACUGAGAGGCAGAGAGAGAUGGAGGUGAGUCAACAACAAAUCCAGCAGGAGAUCCAGGACAGAGAGAGAGAUGUGAAGCUGCUUCAGCAGGAGGUGGAGGCCAUCAAUCAGUCUGCUGAUAAAACAGUGGAGGACAGUGAGGAGAUCUUCACCGAGCUGAUUUCUCUCCUCUGGAAGAGAAGCUCUGAUGUGAAGCAGCAGAUCAGAUCCCAGCAGGAAACUGAAGUGAGGAGAGUCAGAGAGCUGGAGGAGAAGCUGCAGCAGGAGAUCACUGACCUGAAGAGGAGAGACGCUGAGAUGAAGCAGCUCCACAACAACCCCUCACUGCCACCACUCAGUGAGUCCACACACUCCUCCAGCUUCAGCAUCCGUCCUCUCACACACUCCUCCAGCAUCAGCAUCCGUCCUCUCACACACUCCUCCAGCAUCAGCAUCCGUCCUCUCAGGUACUUUCAGGAUGUGACAGCAGCUGUGUCAGAGGUCAGAGGUCAACUACAGGACAUCCUGAGAGACAUGUGGACAAACGUCUCACUGACCAUCACUGAUGUGGAUGUUUUACUGUCACAACUAGAACCAAAGAGCAGAGCUGGAUUCUUGAAAUAUUCAUGUGAAAUCACUCUGGAUCCAAACACAGUAAACACACGGCUGUUACUGUCAGAGGAGAACAGAAAGGUGACUAUUUUGAACCAACAUCAGUCUUAUUCUAGUCAUCCAGACAGAUUCACUAAUGUUCUUCAGGUCCUGAGUAGAGAGAGUCUGACUGGACGUCAUUACUGGGAGGUGGAGAAGAAAGCAGGUGGAGUUUUUGUAGCAGUUUCAUACAAGAAAAUCAGCAGAUCAGGGGGGGAGUGGAAGGAAAGUGCAUUUGGAUUUAAUGACAAAUCUUGGUCACUACGUUGUUCCUCAGACAGAUUUUUAUUUAUGUACAACAACAUCAGAACCGUCAUCUCAGGUCCUCAGAGCUCCAGAAUAGGAGUUUACCUGGAUCACAGAGCAGGUGUUCUGUCCUUCUACAGCGUCUCUGGAACCAUGACCCUCCUCCACAGAGUCCAGACUUCCUUCACUCAGCCGCUACACGCUGGAGUUUGGGUUUGUGGCACUGUUGGAGCCUCAGCUGAGUUCUGUAAACUCAAAUAGAUGUAUUUACUCUUUAUGUUUUUAUCUCAGUUUUUAUUGAUUUUCUUUUUUUUCUCAGAGAUAAACGUUUCAAACUCUGAUGGAUAGACGGACGUUUUUGUUCUAUAAGUUGAUGUUUUUUGUUAUUUCUUUUGGAUGUGAAAGUUGUCCUUUUUUAGUUUCACCUGGUAAAUAUUAUUAAUAUUAACAUCUUAUAUUUCAGUAUAAAAACAUAGAAAUAAGCCUGUGUUGUAAUUAUUGUUAACUAUUAGUUUUGAUGUGUUUUGUAUGUUGUAUUUCUCUUUUCUUCCACUUCAUGGACUCCAACAGACGACCCACCAGACCUUCUUCAUCUCUGAUAUCGUGUCCGCAUUCACACUGGUUUCCUCAUUCAUUAGCAAACCAAAGGUUCUUGAAUGUUCAUGUUGAAAAUGAAAAUAUUUUUUAGACUCGAGAACAAAGUAAAUUAUUUCAGAAAUGUUAGUGACAGCAGCAACGCAGCAAACAGUUCAGUAAAGCCUCUAGUUGGUGUAAACUAGUGUGUUGGGGCCGGUAGUCAUCGCUGCAGCUGCAGGACCAGACUAGAUCUGCAGAUCACAUGUUGGUGAUGUCUAAAUCUGUUGAGGAUGUUUCAUGUUUAACAAUCUGAAUAUUUAGUAAGAAAUAAAACUUCUGAUGUUCUAACAAAGUGUUUUCUUCAGUCUUCAUUCCAGGAUUUGACUCAGAUCUGAGGGAGAAAACAUGAAUCUAAUAUUCAAGUAAAACUGAGGCAGUUUUCCUCCUGAAACAUCACAAAGUACAGAGUUCAUGUUCACAACAGAUCAUAUUUCUG
Messenger RNA from Cololabis saira (Pacific saury), 2554 nucleotides. RefSeq names its product tripartite motif-containing protein 16-like. The coding region runs from base 34 to 1743 and encodes 569 amino acids. Gene Ontology annotation, molecular function: protein binding; zinc ion binding. The transcript has a single exon. Lineage: Eukaryota; Metazoa; Chordata; Actinopteri; Beloniformes; Belonidae. The record is from RefSeq and is a predicted model, not a curated record.